Silurus meridionalis is the source of this 8259-nucleotide messenger RNA. RefSeq names its product protein bicaudal D homolog 2 (gene bicd2a). The coding region runs from base 694 to 3204 and encodes 836 amino acids. The record is from RefSeq and is a predicted model, not a curated record. Gene Ontology annotation, cellular component: cytosol; Golgi apparatus. Gene Ontology annotation, molecular function: cytoskeletal adaptor activity; dynactin binding; dynein complex binding. NCBI's taxonomy places the organism in Eukaryota, Metazoa, Chordata, Actinopteri, Siluriformes, Siluridae. Gene Ontology annotation, biological process: microtubule anchoring at microtubule organizing center; regulation of microtubule cytoskeleton organization; protein localization to organelle. The transcript has 9 exons.
AAAAUUAAAAGUAUUGGUAUCAGUAUUGGUAUCGGUAUCGAUAUCGACGAUAUCGGUCUCAAAAAUACUUGGAUUGCAGAACGAGUGAGAAAGACUUUGACUUCGUGCUGCUAGUGGAAAUGCUUUCUGUUUUUUUUUUUUAUCCAUUUAUAUGUUUUUCAUGAAAUAUUAGCUGUGCUAUACCUGUUGCCGAUAGAUGGCGCGCUUCACACGCAUACACACUGCACCAUACCUGGGAUCUCCACGUCACUCCCACAAAGUGAAGGCAGCGCUUCCGGGAUCCAGGCGCGCGCACGCACACCCCCACCGCGUUGAAUCGUGGGAUAUGAGUUUUUUUUCAUACGAGUCUGCUUCAGCAGCUCGGACAAGAGCACUACAUUUCCCACAAUCCAUUUAAACGUCUCAGUUUCUGGAUGGAGCCUUGGGCAACUGACGGCUCCUCGGAGGAGUCAGGUCUGAUUAACGGGCAAGAAGCGGAGAGGAGCGGAGCUCUGCGUGCUCAUGGAAUAGCACGCAAAAAUAAUAAGAAUAAAAAGGAAAGACCCAGCUUCUUGCCCCAAAAACAGGCUGAAAUGUUUAAACGGAGAAGAAACUAAAUUAUUCGCCCCGACAAAAAAUUUAAAGGUUUUGUCGGAGAAAAAAUUGGAAAGGUUGGAUUUUAUUCGGUGGUCAUCCCCCCGACACCACCCGUCCAUGAUGCUGUCAACCGCGGAGGAGAUGCUGGCCGAGAUCGCGCGCCUCACCGGCGAGCUGCACGAGACCACGCGCGAGAAGAUCCAGGCGGCGGAGUACGGGCUCGCGGUGCUGGAGGAGAAGCAGGCGCUCAAGCAGCAGUACGACGAGCUGGAGAGCGAAUAUGACAGCGUCCGACAGGAACUGGACCAGCUCCGAGAGGCAUUCGGACAGGCUCACUCCAACCAGAGGAAAGUGGCAGCUGAUGGUGAGAGUCGGGAGGAAUCUCUGCUUCAGGAGUCAGCAUGUAAGGAGGCGUACUACGAGCAGCGCGUGCAAGAGCUACAGACCGAGCUCAGGCAGGCGAGGAACACCCUCACCAACACACUGUCUGAGAACGAGCGCAUGUCCGCAAUCACCCAGGAGCUCAGGGAGAACAGUCAGGUGGUGGAGCUGCAGAGGUCCCGACUCCGUGACGAAAUCAAGGAGUACAAAUUCCGCGAGGCUCGUCUGCUGCAGGACUAUAGCGAGUUGGAGGAGGAAAACAUUGCGCUGCAGAAAUCCGUGUCUGUGCUCAAACAGAACCAGGUGGAGUUUGAAGGCCUGAAGCAUGAGAUUCGUCGCCUGGAGGAGGACACGCAGUUCCUUAACAGCCAACUGGAGGAUGCCGUCCGUCUGAAGGAGAUAGCCGAGAGACAGCUGGGAGAAGCUCUGGAAACCAUCAAGACCGAGAGGGAGCAGAAGGCGACUAUGAGGAAGGAACUGUCUCAGUACAUGAACAUCGGGGACUCCAUGUACCACAAUUCCUUGAGCAUCUCCCUGGAUGGGUUGAAGUUCAGCGAAGAUGUGCCUAACAACGACGAGCCCAUCCAUGGCUAUGAAAACGGCUUCGACAAGAUCUCCGAAGCCGAGGAUAACCGGAUGUCCACGCCCAAAAAGAGCCAGCUGUUCUGUCCGGCGCCCAGCCUCGUGGACGACUUGCUGAGUGAACUCAACCUUUCCGAAAUCCAUAAGCUUAAACAACAACUUGUGCAGGUGGAGCGGGAGAAGGUGACCUUGCUAUCAACACUGCAGGACUCACAAAAGCAGCUGGAGCAGGCCCACGGGGCUCUGUCAGAGGAGCACGAGAAGGUGAGCCGCCUCACUGAGAAUCUGAAUGCCAUACGCAAGCUUCAAGCCAGCAAGGAGCGCCAGUCAGCCCUGGACAACGAGAAGGAGCGUGACAGCAACGAGGACAGCGACUACUAUGAAGUGGACAUCAAUGGGCCUGAGAUCCUGGAGUGCAAGUACAAGGUUGCUGUUUCUGAGGUGGGUCACCUGAAAGACGAACUGAAAACUCUGAAGUCUGAAUACUCUGCUUGCCGCUCGCAGCUUGAGGAGCAGCGUAGCCAAUUGGAGAACCAGGUGGCAUCACUUCGCUCUGAGCUGAGCACCCUGGAGUGCAGCAGCCGGACCGAGCGUGAGCAGCUGGCACGGAUGGAGAAAGAGUUACGUCGUGCCAGUGAGGCAGCCGGUGAGAGCCAGGGAAGCCUGAGCGUAGCACAGGAUGAGCUGGCUACGUUCAGCGAGGAGCUCGCCAACCUUUACCACCACGUAUGCAUGUGCAACAAUGAGACCCCCAGCCGUGUCAUGCUCGACUUCUACCGCGAGGGCAAAGCCAAUGUUGGCACCAACAGUCGUGCCAGCCCAGAGGGUCGUGGCCGGCGUUCACCCAUCCUGCUGACACGCGGCCUCUUCCCCUCCCCCGAGGCAGAAUCACCAUCCCCUGUCUCUUCCCCAGUGGCUGAUCCACGCAAGGAACCAAUGAACAUCUACAACUUGGUGGCCAUCAUCCGUGACCAAAUCAGACACCUGCAACUGGCCGUGGAUCGCAGUACAGAGCUGUCUCGUCAGCGCCUAGCCUCGGCAGAGCUUGGUUCCACUUCUGACCGUGACCACGAGGCCAGCGUGGAAGAGAUCCUUAAGCUCAAAUCUCUUCUCAGCACCAAGAGAGAGCAGAUCGCCACCUUGAGAACGGUCCUCAAAGCCAACAAGCAGACUGCUGAGGUAGCACUGGCCAAUCUGAAGAGCAAGUACGAGAACGAGAAAGCCAUGGUGACCGAGACGAUGAUGAAGCUCCGCAACGAGCUUAAAGCCUUGAAGGAGGAUGCUGCCACCUUCUCCUCCCUUAGAGCCAUGUUUGCCACCCGCUGUGAUGAGUACGUCACUCAGCUGGACGAGAUGCAGAGGCAGCUGGCAGCGGCUGAAGAUGAAAAGAAGACCCUGAACUCCCUCCUUCGCAUGGCCAUCCAGCAGAAGCUGGCCCUCACGCAGCGUCUCGAAGAUCUAGAGUUUGACCACGAGCAGGUGCGCCGGGGCGGAUCCAACAGCAAGACCAAGUCUGCCUCCUCCCGCGCCAGGGCUGCUCACAACCCUGCGCAGUCACAUGUAAGUCCACCCCUCAGUGCCACCUGCGGGGGUCGCGCCGAGCCCGACAGCCUCCUGAGAACACCUGUGUUCUGCAGCGAAAAGUACAAGAUCUACUGCGAGUAAAAGCGUGGCAUGCUCUAAACAGCACUUCUCGGUGUACAAAGCCCCACUCGCACGUUCUCUCGCUCUCGCUAUUUGCUGUAUGGUGUGCAUCAUUUUGCCUUAUGGUUAUGCCUACCCGUGUGAUAGUAGCUAGGUAAAAGAUGGUUAAUAUGUUAGCUGCCAUUCAUGUGUUUCGCAGAGGGCAGAUUGCUUCCUUCUGUACUCACGGUGCUGUAUUUUAAGUGGCAGCUGCAUAUCCGAGUGUGACUUUUAUUUUAUUUUUUUAUUUUUUCCUGACCACUUAGUAAAGGAUGUCGUCGUGUCGUGGUCGUGAUGUAUACCUAGCUGCUAUCUGCACCUUGGUAGAUAUGCUUCCCCCUUUCCCCCCUUUUCUAACACAUCCACUUGCCCUCUUCUUUCCCUCUCUCUCUCUCUGUCUCUCUCUCUCCUGCCUCAGAAAACCAUUUUUCGAACUUGGCAGCCCGUUGUCUAAUCAGGUGACUAAUGUUUACAUUGUAAAAACAUUUGAAUAUGCAAAUCUCCCACUUCUAAGAGUAGGGGAUGCCCAGUGGGGGAAAAAAAAAAAAAGUAAAAGCCAAACAACGGGUUACUGAAAAUUUAGGAGCGUUUUCUGCUCCAUCUCGAUCAAUUGGUUGUGGGCAGGAGUGGGAUGAUGAUGAUGAUGAUGAUAUUAUUAAUGUAUUUAAAAUGGUAAGCUUUUGGCCAAGAUUCAAAUAGCUAAUUGUUCGCAUGCAAUUCGCUAGAUCCUUGGCUGUGAAAAUGUGUAUUACUACAUAGCAUUCUAGAUUUUGUCUCUAUCUCGAGCACACGUCUAAACAGGGCUCUACAUGAGGGGAUCGUUUAUUACACCCCCCCCCUAAAAAACCAUGGAGACAUCCGUUCAUAGCCAUAACACUGGAGCAUCAAGGAGGAGGGGGAAAAAAUCAGCCCUCAAAUUCAAGUGCACUUCUGCUAGGGGACUCAGGUUCCACAUUUCGCCACACAAAAAGGCAGAAUUUAUUCUGAUUGGUGAAAAGACGUUUAAAUAAAUAAAUGAACACCUUUUGAUUGGUGAUGAUUCAGCAAAGAAUUAAAUAGCACAACACACAAGGCACACUCAUUACGAUGCCGAACGAUUAACUAUGAGUGACGACAAACAUCACCGUGGAAAAGUGCCUGUCUUUUGCUUUCUAUUGACAACUAUCCAUUUCUCAGUGUAAAGCCCUGUACGCUUGUGUCUGAAUAAGCUAGCUUUCCCUCAUGUUCUCCGUACACCGCUCUCCUUGUAGAUCGUCAACAGUUCCCUGUUCCCUCUGCCUCACCAGUUUCCCUUUAAAUGCCACCAAAAAACAUACCAUGACAUCGCUAUAUCACUAUGCACGCUUCUCUCGACUCAGACUUUGAUAACGUGCUGAAGUUUGGUGUUUAAAAAAACAAACAAAAAAACACAAGAGACCUGUGUAGUGUUCCAGAUCGUGCUGCACAAGCUGAAUAUUUCCAUGGCGUACCGCAUCGCUAGUAGUAGUUUUGUAAAAAUUAACAAAGCUUUAAAUUAGCAGGCUAAUGCUAAGAAAAUGUGGGGCUUGUAGUGAUAUUUAACUUGCUGACGAUGAAACUUUUUAUUUUUUAUUUUUUUAUAGCUUUAUUAUCCUAAAAGCAGGUUUGAGGACAGAUGAGGUCAAAAAGUCAAAAAGAUUUGGUAUUAUAUAUCCAUAAAGAAAUACUAUUCAAGUAAAAAAAAAAAACCUUUCCAAGCCAACUUCCUCCUAACCAGAGGAAGUGUGUGUGAAAGAGUGUGUGCGAAUCUUAGGAAGACCUCAGUCCUCAACUCUGCUUCUGCCUGUGCUGCAUUUAAAGCCCUUUUUAGGCCUUCAGAAUAACGUACUGUAUUAAAGAGACGCAAAGCUAUCGCUCUCAUCUUUCUCACACACACACUUCAGCUUGGAUCUGACCACUCUUGUGUUCUUUCAUGCAUUUUGUAAGCAAUGAGCAAAGGCUUAAGAUGGCGUAUUAGACUUUUUUUUAUAUAAAGUGUUUGAGAUAAAAAGAGAUGAGAUAAAAGGGCGAAACAAUACUGGUUAAUUAUUCGUUUCAAUUAUUCAAAUGAAUUUAUUCAAAUGACCGAAAGAUCGUUUAUUUAAAUUGUCUCUAUUAAUUUCUAUUUAACUCGAUGUAGUGAUUUGAUUAAUAACGAUCAGAAACUACUAACACGCCUGAAGCCUGGGAUAUGAUGGUUUCUAAUCAUUCAAGGAUACAAGCCUCAGGUGGAACUUUAAAAGGAAAUGGGCGGGGUUUUAAUACUUGUGAGCCAGUGGGUUUUCCUGUUCAUUUUUUCCCAAAUUAAUUCUCUAACAUAUGAUUUCUGGUGACUAACCUGCUAGUUCUCACGCUUCUACCUAAUUUUGGCUGACACAUUAGAUUCUUACCUUUUCCACUGCCUUUUCUUUUUUCUUUUUUUUUUUCAUUUUGGUUGCAUGUCUCUGAUUUAUUCAUUUUAACUCCUCAAAAAAAAAAAUCAACAAUCUAAUAUCCAUUUUUUCUUUGUUUUCAUUUCGCAGUAAAGUUCAGCCCCUAGUUGAGCAGGGGGGGAAGUCGGCAUUCCAUCAUGCAGAUAAAAUUCACCUGCUUUUAGGCCAAAGGAAAUCCACUGGAAGACAAUAUCUGAUUUGAUCGAUUUUUUUUUUUUUUCAAAUACACUUUAUCUUAAUUCUGACAGGAACAUUUAAAAAAAAAAUGAGUACGGAAUAAAUCGGACAUGCUUCAAAUGGCGUCAUUACCAUUUUAUAUAUAUAUAUAUAUAUAUAUAUAUAUAUAUAUAUAUAUAUAUAUAUAUAUAUAUAUAAAGAUUUUUUUUUUUUCCAAUAAGUUGAAUAGGAAGCCUGUGCUCACAAUUAAAACUCCGCCUAUAAGAAUUUCGACUCUGUUCCUCUAAAUUAAAAAAACAAAACAAAAAAGUGUUAAACAGAAACUAGACUUUAAUGAGUUAGGUAUUUUAUUUUUUAUUUAAUUUUUUUAAUAAACUGUGCACUUUUAAUAUAAGUAUAUCGCUUUUAUUAUUAAUCUAAGGUCAGGUUUGUAGUGCUUUUGGUUUGUGAGUCAGUUCAAGUAUAUUGUAUACGACACACAUAUAUAUUAAUAGUAAUAGAAUUUUUGUAUUAUUUUUUUGUUUUUUCCAAUAUAUGCACUCUGUAUGCAAAUAACAGAGGUGAACUUACAUAUCCAAAACUACUCACACUACAAACCAAUCCUAUUGUAUUCUGUGAAACAAAUCCAUGAGCAUUUUAUCAUUUAUAUUUUUUUAUAAUCACAUUUUUAAAUGUUGUGUUGUCUUUUUUUUUUCUUCUUCUCUUUUUGUCAUGUUUGUUCUACUGCCAUAUUCGAGAGAAAAAAAAAACUAAACAAAAUCCCGGGUGGUCAGAUGCUGGGCUUUUUUGUCUAUUUAUUAUUCUUAGGAAUAGUUUCAAAGUGAACAUGGAGAAACUUGAUAUUGAUAUUCUUUGGCUUAACACAGUAAAGCGUGCUUGGGGAUUUAAAACAAAAAAAUUUUUGUUUUGUUUUCCAGCCGCUUUACUUAAGCUUUUUACGGAUCGCUGAUCUCACGAAUUCUCUGCAAGCAUAAAAAAAUUAAUUCCAAAUUGGAAUGGUCUCGUUCUCUCUUUAUUUAUCGUGCCAAGUCUCGGUACACCGUUUUACGUCCGAUAUGAGGAAGCAAAUAAAAAAAAUAAAACACAAUGGAGAUCAGAAAGAAGAGAAUUGCAAACAGUGGGAGUGGGUUUUUGACUCCCAUUUUCAUGCCCUCCAUUUGAGUUGGUUUCUCUUUUUUCUUUCUUUUUUUUUUUUAAAGGGGGUUGUUUUGCUCUUCAUUCUGACCAGUAGUGCCUUUCAUUGUUUUAAGAGAGAAUUGUAGUCUAGGUUUUUAGGGUUUUUUUUGUAGUUGUUUCCCUCUCCUGAAGGCAAGAUGAUUGACCAGAAUUUCUUCCUUCAGAGGAUGCUAAGAAGCAGCAAUAAGUGCAAAAAGACACACGUUUGUAUUUUUUUGUUUUUUUUUCUUCUUCUUGCAAGCGUGUGUUUUGUUAGACAUUAGGUAUAUGAAAUUGCAGGGAAUUCUCGAGAUCAGCGACCCUGUUAGCAAAUUCAGGGGUUUUCACAAUUUUUUUAAUCAAGGAAUGGGAAUCAGAAUUAAUCCUAUUUGCCUCCUAAUGAACAAAAGAAAGACAGACGUCACACAUUUGUGCUGCGUCUGCAGAUGGAGACUGGUGUAACUAUAGCUUUGUUUGGUGAAGGUAAUGUGGUUUUGAUAGUAUUGUUGACAAAUGAGUGAACUCGUGUCCUCUUUUUGUCCACUUUUCUGUUUUCUUUUUAAAAAAAAUAUAUUUUUUGUUCGUUUUUAACAUAUUCUUUAAGCAUUGUGAUUUCAGGAAACAGAAAAGAUUUUGCAUCAACAAGCUCAAAAAGUGGCAGGAAAGUCACAUUUGGUUUGUUGAGGCGUUAAAAAACAAAAAACCCAAUUGAUAUGUUUGGGAAGUGAGAAGAAAAAAAAACCAGGUCAAAUAAGUGCAAUUCAGACUGCUGAUUUCCAAAAGCAAAUGAGCUUUUCUGUUUGCUGGAAGCGAUAGUGUUGUGUUAUUCAGCUAGCUGAUAACAUUAUUACAGUCAUAUUGUGUUCAGUAUUGAUGCGUGAGGAAAGUUUGAUACCUUUAUAUAAAAAAUAAUAAUAAUGACUUCAUCCAUACGUUGGUAUUUAUUUAAUUUUCUUUCAAAAAGUUUUUACAGUACCGUUCUCGUGCAUUAUGAUCGACUAGUGGUGGAAAAUGUCAUAUGCAUGUAAUUCUGCAGCUAUGGGACUUUUACACAGAAUGGAAAACAAAGCACUUGGUUCAUUAUGAAAUAGACGAGGGGGGAUUCAAUUGAUAAGAGAAAUGCGUUUAGCUAUUAAGCGAUGUAUUAGCGCUGAACUAAUUAAAAAAAGAGGAAGUGCUGUUUUGUUUUCCUCAGAGAAAUACUCGCCUGUGUAAAGGUAGUCAUGCUGGUUUAAAAAAAAAAAAAAAAACCAAUAAAAGUGACCUAAAAAUGUUA